AGUUAGUUCGUCGAGCUGCACUGAGAGGUGAUUGUCUGGCGGUUUUCCACGAGGCGACAGCUCACGGUCUUCUACAGCUCAACCAACUGCAGCCUUUUAAAGAAACCAGCACUGCACUGAUCAGCUUUUGUGAUCCGUGAGGAAAGUGGGAGCAGCAGCAGCAGCAGCAGCAGGAGGAGGAGGAGGAGGAGGAGGAGGAGGUGGAGGUGGAGAAGAGGGAGGCGUGAAGAGGAGGAAGGGAGAUGAUGAUGAUGAUGAAGACCUCUUCGCCGUCAACAGCAGUUUCCUACACCGUUAUGUGGACCUUGGUGAUUCUCCUCCCACUCUUGGCAGACUAUGCCGCGGCCACAACAGAGAGUCAUCGCCAGAAGAAGAUUCGCGAGACGCAUCUGACCGGCCAUCAUGGCACUCCCCUUCAGAGGGUCCGGGGAAGGGCUCUCGACUCCAACGACAACAACACCUACAGUGAGGCGGAUGAUGACGGCAAUCACACGACGGACAGUGACACGGAUGCAACAAGUGAUGAUGAUGAUGGCGAUGAUGGUGAUGGUGAUGGUGAUGGUGAUGGUGACGGGACUCCAGGAAGCACGCCACCAGCUGGACCCGAAAGCUCAUCUCUGCCAACCCCAGUUGACCCGGAAGCGCCCGGAGCUCCAUGAAAAAUUGCAUUUUUAAAAUUUUAUUUUAAUAACCACCAGUACUUCCAAGGCCAUUUCCUCUAGCCCGGCAAAAAAAGCAAAACAGUGCUGGCCUCCUUUUGGCUGGCGCCGCCAGCCAUUUUGCUCCAGAGGCUGAGGCCCGAAAGUUGCGGCAGCAUGCAUGCCACAACUUUGAAAAAAUGGCUGAGAAAUGUACUGGUGGCCCAGAGGUGGCUCUCUUCUGGGAGGAAAGGUGGUCCCCACGGUGACCUCCUUCCCCCCAAAAUGAGGGCUCACCCCAGUAGUAAAUGACUAUAGCAGGC
Chara braunii is the source of this 961-nucleotide messenger RNA. Lineage: Eukaryota; Viridiplantae; Streptophyta; Charophyceae; Charales; Characeae. The record is from the annotation of a GenBank genome assembly.